Salvelinus sp. IW2-2015 is the source of this 1504-nucleotide messenger RNA. The record is from RefSeq and is a predicted model, not a curated record. Lineage: Eukaryota; Metazoa; Chordata; Actinopteri; Salmoniformes; Salmonidae.
AUGACAAAUCAGAGCAAGAURUCAGAAUGUCUGUUGGGCUGCAGGCGUUUCCAGUCCUCAGUAGUGAACUACAGUACUCUGCUACUAGAGGAGGACAGGGCUCUUCUCUACGUGGGAGCCCGAGGGGCCGUGUUCGCUCUCAACGCCACAGACAUCUCAGACAGCACAGCUCGCACUACAGAGUGUUAUAACCACAUCAGGUUUCUCCAGAGAUUUAAUUCCACUCAUCUCUACAUGUGUGGGACUCACGCCUUCAGACCUCUUUGUGCGUACAUAGAUGAGGAGAGGUUUAAAGUGUCGUCUGAGUUUGAGGAGGGUAGAGAGAAGUGUCCGUAUGGACCUGCAACAGGCUACACUGGCUUCAUCGUGGACCAGCAGAUGUACACAGCGUCUCAGUAUGAGUUCCGGUGCUCUCCGGACAUCCGACGUAACGACCCCUAUCCCAUGGUGAGGACAGAGGAGGCACCCACACGCUGGUUUCAUGAGGCUGACUUUGUGGGCAGUGCCCUGGUGAGGGAGAGUGAGGGCAGUACUACCGGAGAUGACGAUAAAAUCUACUACUUCUUUACCGAGAAGAGCCAGGAGCAGACACCAUACUACAGCCACAUUAGAGUGCCACGGGUUGGACGAGUCUGUAAGGGAGAUAGAGGAGGUCUGUUGACCCUCCAGAAGAGGUGGACAUCAUUCCUAAAGGCCACACUGGUGUGUUCGCUGCCAGAAUACAACUUACACUUCAACGUGUUGAGGAGUAUUUACACGCUGCCGGGACACACACCUCACGACACACUCUUCUACGGCGUCUUCGGUCCCGAGUGGAAGAACGUGAAGAUAUCAGCAGUGUGCCGGUUCUCUCUGUCUGAGGUCCAACGGGUCUUUGACGGGCCCUACAUGGAGAAUCAGGACUCUGGAGCCAAGUGGAGCGAGUACACUGGAAAGGUCCCUGACCCACGACCUGGAUCAUGUAUUACAGACCAGUUGAGAUCCAGAGGUAUAAACUUCUCCACCUCCCUGCCAGACGACGUGUUGAACUUUGUGAGGAGACACCCUCUGAUGUCCCAGCAGGUCAUGUCUACAGAGCAGCGCCCCCUGUUGUUCAGGAGGACAACAGACUACACCCAGCUGGUGGCUCACAGGGUGGAGGGGCUGGACGGGCAGAACUACCAUGUAUUGUUCAUGGGCACAGACGAUGGCUGGCUGCACAGAGCUGUGGAGGUCAAGGGUCAUCUACACAUCAUAGAGGAGCUUCAGCUGUUUGACCAACCACAGCCUGUGGAUAGCCUGGUCAUCUCACACACACAGGUACACACUCACAAACGGACGUGCAGACACGUACACACACACACACACACACAGAUGCACAUUUUCACUCACACGGCUAGUAUUAUGUUUUGUAUGUUUUGUUUAUUGUUAUUCUAAGUGAAGGACCGCUAACCCAGAUGCACUGCCGUAGGCUUUUGCUCUAGCCCAUUUUCAAUAACACAGAGAGGCUCCCUCUCUCUCUCCC